AUGUCGCCGUCGACAAGGCGUUUAGAUUAUGAAUUGAAUAAGAAUGUUGCUACUGUAGAGUUGGAUGGUGGCGCGCAGCUGGAUUCACAAGCACAGUUACCUGCUGGAAGCAACGGUGCGGCAACGUCGAGCAAUGAGUCGAGCAACGCGGACGUAGCUGCUCAAACAGGCGCUAACGCUGGCACCGCCGAACCAACGUUGGUGUCUAUUUGCGAUGAUUUGCUCUUUUCCAUGUAUGUCGAGGAGUCCAUAGCGGAGAUAAUACGCGAAAUGGAAGAGAAGAAAUUGCAAGCGGUGGGCGCGGAACGCUUCGAAUAUGCACGCAAGCUAAAGUUGUGUAUGACAUCGUUGCGUACCGCUGGCGAGCGGUUGGGCCGUUACGCGCUCGCUAAGCGGCAAGCGGUGCAACAGGAGGAUUUCACCACAGCCAAGUUGCGAAAGGAACAAAUCGAAAUGUACAAGGCGCUUGUAUUGAAGCAUUUGUUGGUGCAAGAUUUAUUGGAAGCGGAUGGCUUGAACGCUUCCAAUGACAUGGCGUGCGAAGUGUAUGCCAGCAAACCGAUAUUACCACCAGCGCCUAGCUUACAAGAUGUCGCACAAGCGCUAGCGGAAGCGCACUAUCAAACAAGCACAAUGAGCCCAAAGAGUCUGCAAGAUGAUCGCUCCUCAACAGAUGGUUGUUGUUCGAGCCGUGUUGGAGGCGUCCAUUCAGCAACAGCUGCUGCAGCACAACACAAUGCCAACGACUCCGUGUCACUACAAUCAAAUGCAGCACUGCGCAAAUCACACGACGACAUACCAAUUUCACCAAAAUUAGGGAAAGGGCGAAGUCCAAGUCGACACAGCUCGCCAAUGUCUAGCCGACAAGGUUCGUUGCGUCGCAGGAAUAAGAGUGCACCACGUAAUUCUUAUGAAGACUACGAAGAACGUGCAAUACCAACGUUGAGACAGGAAUGCCAAGGUACAGCCCUACUGGAAGCCGAUCCCAAUCGCGGGCGUUCGCGUUUAAAUGAUCGCGAACGUCGCCAGGCUGCACUACCUAUCCUCGUAUUCGGUAAUGAUAUGGUUGAACAAUUCUAUUCGAGACAAUUUCAAGAUCGCGAAGAUGGCUUAAUAAGCUUGCGAAAUUUCUUAAAAGGCAUAGAUCCUGAGCAACCGAAUACAAACACCAAAUCCAACUGCAAUUCGGGUAGCGAGAGUACGGCUGGGCCGAAUAAGGUUGCGCGCAGCGCUGCACUUCUUCUCCACCGCGCCGUUCGUGAUGCUGUCUACUCAGUCUUUAGUCAAGCCACCGAAACGGUACGCGUGCUCUUUCUCGAAUAUGUGCCUGGACGCGUGUCCCAGAGUGAGGUGGCACGUUGUGUGGAUCGUUUGCUACCCGAACUCUUGGCCAAAUCUGGUGAUCCAUCAGCGCGCAUUCAUACACUCGCUCAACACACUAUACUCAGCAUAGCUGCCUGUCCGGAGGUGAUUGAACAGCAUUUGGUAGCGCCAGCGCUUUCGCGCAGCGUCAGUUCGGGCACACAUCCACGCCUGGCGCUCAGUCGCAUGCAAAUGCUGGAACAGCUGGUGCUCAGCCAAGGCAUUAGCACAGACAAGCACAGUGGUCUGACGUGUCGCGCCCUCUCCGAAUGCGGCUGUUCGGGCAUACAUCAUCCGGCUGAGCCGGUACGCAAAGUGGCCGAACGCAUACUGUUGUUGGUGUACAAAGUGAAUCCGCGUUUGGUGCGCAAGCAGCUGCCACCUGACGAUGAUAUAACGAGGCGCAAUCUGCUCUAUCGACAAUUGUUCACCGAAUUCGAUAAGCUAGAUUUGGAGCGUAAAAAGGAGAUGCUGGAGGCAAAUAAAUAUUCGGCACACAAUUCCAGCGAUCCCACAUCACCGCCUGCGCAUCGUGGCCGUACGGAAUUGGAGCACUUUCAGCAUGCUACGGGCAGUGGUGGCGCCAGUAGCUGCGGCGGUGGCGCUGGUAGUGGCAGCGAUAGUCGUGGCAGUCCUUAUGGUUAUAUGUACAGCACAAAAUCACCCGAUCCGCAAUCUAGUCCGAUGCGUCGCUCGGAGACGCGUAUCUUAAAGAGUAAGAGCGGUCAUGCGCUAGGCGGCACAAAUGGUUAUGCGAGUGGUGGUAGCUCUGGUGGUGGCGGUAAUGGAAGUGAUGGCGGUGGUGGUGUUGUUGGUGGUGCGGGUGGUUUCAGUGGCGGCACAUUUGCCAACUGUAAUGGCAAGCAGCAGUAUAACGAACAAUUGAAGCGCUCCAUGAUAUCGGCAAGCAACUCUAGAAAAGGAUCUAAUUCUAAUUCGAAUUCUGAAUCGUUGGAGGAGCCACCCGACUUGAUACAUUGCCCAUUCUGCGAUUGGUGCUGCAGUAGCAGCGAUCAGUCACAAUUGGAUCGACAUUACUGGAAGUCAUGUCCUUUUCUAACAAAGUGCCCUCAAUGUAGCCAAGUUCUAGAAGUGGCGGCUAUGAAUUAUCAUCUGACAAAGGAAUGUGAGGCAAAGGACAGCUAUGUGAUGUGUGAGCGCUGCACAGAAUCGGUUCACAAGCAGUUGUAUGAUUUACAUCAAAUGGAGGACUACUGCCGAGAACUGAAAACGGGCGCUGCUCGUUGCCCACUGUGUCAUGAUGACGUACACCUGCCAUUGGAUGGUGGUUGGAAAUUACAUUUACUGAGCUCGACAGGUUGUCCUGGCAAUACAAGGCGACGUGCAAAAAAAUCAAACUAA
Molecule: messenger RNA, 2724 nt
Organism: Rhagoletis zephyria (snowberry fruit fly)
Lineage: Eukaryota; Metazoa; Arthropoda; Insecta; Diptera; Tephritidae
Product: centrosomal protein of 104 kDa
Cellular component (GO): cilium
Source: RefSeq, a predicted model, not a curated record